CACGUGACAGGAGUAGAGGGCGUGGUAUCACCGCUCGGAGGCUGGAUCAAGCAAACUAAAAUGCCUUUACUAGGGAAGAAACCGGAUCCCAAGGAACAGGUAAGUUUUCUGACGCAUGGAAACAGCCUAUAAUGUUGUUCUAUCGUUUUGAGGUUCGGGAGUGGCGAGGAAAGCUGAGGAAGGAGCAACGUGUCAUCGACCGACAGAUCAGGGGUCUUACCUGGGUUUGAACCGAACUACAGCUUUACCUCUCAUACCUGCAGGCAUUCAGACGGAGGAGAAUAAGGUCAAAAAGUCUAUAAAAGAAGCUGCUAAAAAGGGCCAAAAAGAUGUGGCAAAGAUACUGGCGAAAGAACUUGUUCAGUCAAGAAAAGCAGUAGGAAAACUGUAUGCUUCCAAAGCACAGAUGAAUUCAGUUAUGAUGACCAUGCAGCAGCAAGUUUCCAUGCAACGAAUGGUUGGAGCCAUUGGGAAGAGCACAGAAGUAAUGCAGGCCAUGCAGAGCCUGAUCAAGGUACCAGAGAUCUCACAAGUAAUGCUAGAGCUCUCCAAAGAAAUGACGAAGGCUGGGAUGAUAGAGGAGAUUCUGGAGGAGACAUUCGAAGAUCUGGAGGACGACGAUGUGGAGGAACUGGCUGACAAGGAGGUUGAGAAGGUGCUGUGGGAGGUGACCACUGGUCAGCUGGGCCAGCUCUCAGGAACACCCUCUGCCACCCCUCAAGAUGACGGGGCAGUGGGCCCAGAGCCAGAGGCGGUGGAGUCUGACGAGGAAGAAGAUAUGACAGCCAGACUCGAAGCCUUGCGUAGCUAGCACCAAACACACAUUUUGACACUCCUUUUAUGUCUCAUUGAUGCUGUGUAUACUGUGCAGUAUGAAUUU
Geodia barretti is the source of this 880-nucleotide messenger RNA. The record is from the annotation of a GenBank genome assembly. Lineage: Eukaryota; Metazoa; Porifera; Demospongiae; Tetractinellida; Geodiidae.